CCAGCGUUCACGAAAACAUGACUGGUUCCUCCCAAGUCAGUACAACUCGGCGAUUACUUCUCUCCGACCAUCCCAAACGGGUAUGACAUGCAGUCUUGAAGAUCCGUCGAUAUUCCAAUAAAGAGAAUUCUUGAACAGCACCUUUACUGCUAUACCUACCACAUCGGGCCAAACUCAGAUCGUAAUCUAGCAGAUGCCUCCCGACACCACACCGCUUAUAACAGAUUAGUCUAUCGCCAAUGACCGCGCUCCUAUCCAGAUCCCUUCUCUUGAAGAGGGCAGCCCACGAGUCCUACUUUCCCAACGUCUUCGAGCUGCCCAGUGGAAAAGUCGACCCAGGCGACGCGACCCUCGGACACGCUCUAGCUCGCGAAGUGGAGGAGGAAACGGGCCUAGACGUCACCGACAUUCUCGCUGAGCUAAAGCCGAUGAUUUACAUGACUGAGAAAACCGUGGUCGACGACGCUGGCCGAGAAGUCCUUGUUUCCAAGAGCGCUAUUCAACUUAAUUACAUUGUGUCGGUCUCCGGCAGGGAGGUCACCCUCAGUCCAGAAGAGCAUUCAGAGAGCUGUUGGGCUACUGAGGAAGAGGUGGGUGGGUGGGACAUGACAAGCGCGAUGAGAGCAGUCGUGCGGGAAGCGCUCGAGUGGGCUGCUAGCUAG
Molecule: messenger RNA, 662 nt
Organism: Cladophialophora immunda
Lineage: Eukaryota; Fungi; Ascomycota; Eurotiomycetes; Chaetothyriales; Herpotrichiellaceae
Exons: 1
Coding region: 240-662 (140 amino acids)
Source: RefSeq, a predicted model, not a curated record